UUUCCAAAUGAAGCUGUAUUAUAUCAGAUGCCAGUCAUAAGUCAGAACGGUCAAAACUACCCGAGGACUGGAAACACCGAGCAGGAGAGGCUUUGUUGGCUUUGGCUAUUAGUUUAAGUAUUGCUUAAUGCAUUAGUUGAUUUACUGGAAAUUGUUCAGAGACAACCACCACUAGUGUUAAAUCUCCAUUUUUAUUUACACUGCCUAAGACAUAAUUCUUGACCUUAAGUCAAAAUGAUCAUUAUGUGUGAGUGCUCUUCAGUCCUCUGUGACCACCACUGGUGGUGAUUUCUCGCCACCUGGGACUCCUCGACUGAAGCAUCUCUCCAGCCACCUCCCUGUGUCUCCGCCAUGAGCACCUCUGAGCCGGCGACCACAGCCGAGUGGUCGAUCGAGUGCUCGGACGACGAGCGGUUCGCCGACUGGACGGUGGAGGAGGGUGAGCCUGUGCCGCCUCUGGACGCCGUGCAGACCCUGUACUCGGCCGUGGAGAGCGGCGAGCCUCCCGAGCUGGUCUGGCGCUGUCUGGGGCGCCGGCAGAUGGACGCCGAACAGCCCUCAGAGGACGAGGACGAACCGGUACAGCUGCCCGAUAUGUCAGACUUUGACUUCGGUGCGGAUGAUGUGUCGCAGCCAGUGAAAACGCCGCGUCGUCAGCCGGGGGCCGCGCCCAGAGGUAGCGCCAAGAAGAAGUCCACGAGUCUGGAUAAAAUUCUCAAGAGCAUGAAGCGGACCCGGGAGCUCGAGGCGCGGGAAGCGAGCGAGGCAAACGCAGCCAACAGCAAGGAGAAAGCAGGAUGAUGCUAAGGACCGUGUUUGAAGUGCUUAAUCGCGUGAUAUUAAUCUAAUUGACAAACUGACAACAGUGACAGCGUGGAACAAUUUUUGUGACAGAAAACAUUUUAAACUAUCCAUGAGAACACUGUGAAACUGUGCAUUGUGUCGAAUAUCAGACGUCUGUGACUAGGACGCUCGUCAUAAUUGCUGCAUAGUGUAUACAUUGGUGAUACACCUCGGGAGAAAGCAUGGUGCGUGGCGCGUUCCGUCAUAUUCAUAUUCAUAUGGGUGUUUUUCUGAUUGGACAUGGUCCUUACACAUCAUUUUCAUUUUUCUUUUGUAAGCAUUUCUCCAUCUUUUAUAUGCAAAGUUACGUGUACGAGAUGUAUGUUUCAUACGUUCCCUGUUGCGUUAGUGUGAGCAUUGCUAUGGUUAAUGAUGCCUUGCUCUGCGGUGACCUGAAGCCUGAUGACAGUAAUCUAUCACGCUUAAUUGCAAAGGUUUGAAAGAAAAUCAAUUACAAUUAAACCCUUUACGUUGCACUUCUCGCGAUCUGUGCAUAGAUACAAAUACAUUUCGUUUUACCGUAACAU
Amphibalanus amphitrite is the source of this 1370-nucleotide messenger RNA. RefSeq names its product PAXIP1-associated glutamate-rich protein 1-like (gene Pa1). Bases 352 to 801 code for a protein of 149 amino acids. The transcript has 2 exons. The record is from RefSeq and is a predicted model, not a curated record. NCBI's taxonomy places the organism in Eukaryota, Metazoa, Arthropoda, Thecostraca, Balanomorpha, Balanidae.